AUGGUCCGUCAGAACGACUCCAUCUGCCAGCACCCAUCUCAACAUCUACCCAUACAGAUCGAGUGCGGGUCUGCACAAUGCAAAUUCAGCCGCUAUCACCCUCCCGGAUGCAUGGCCCCGAUGUGUACGCGGACGUGCUUUCAGUACCGAACGUACCCAGAAAGCUACAGUACGUUCCUUAUUUUCAUUCUCUCAGACCACAAUCGGCUGCAGCUGAUCUAUACUUUCUAUAUAGCAAGGAAUUUGGACGGCGUCUGCCACUCAUGCGCUGCCCAGCGUCGGUGA
Messenger RNA from Schizophyllum commune H4-8, 285 nucleotides. RefSeq lists its product as uncharacterized. The record is from RefSeq and is a predicted model, not a curated record. Bases 1 to 285 code for a protein of 94 amino acids. The transcript has 2 exons. Lineage: Eukaryota; Fungi; Basidiomycota; Agaricomycetes; Agaricales; Schizophyllaceae.